Molecule: messenger RNA, 1249 nt
Organism: Branchiostoma belcheri (Belcher's lancelet)
Lineage: Eukaryota; Metazoa; Chordata; Leptocardii; Amphioxiformes; Branchiostomatidae
Product: potassium voltage-gated channel subfamily A member 1-like
Exons: 2
Coding region: 1-1035 (344 amino acids)
Biological process (GO): protein homooligomerization; potassium ion transmembrane transport
Cellular component (GO): voltage-gated potassium channel complex; membrane
Molecular function (GO): delayed rectifier potassium channel activity
Source: RefSeq, a predicted model, not a curated record
AUGAGUGUGUCCGGCUCAAGUGUGGAGGAGGGAGAAGGAGAAGGAGAUGUGUUUGAGUGGGAUGAGACAGGAGGACUGGCCGAGACAGAUCCACUGCUGGCGUCGGAAUCUUCCCACGGCCCGCCAACGCCGACAGAAGAUCGUCGCCUCCGUCUGAACAUCAGCGGGAUGAUCUUCGAAACCUGGGAGAGCACUCUGAACAGAUACCCCAACACCCUCCUCGGGGACCAUGCACGCAGGGAAAAGUUUUACUGUCCGGACGGAGACGAAUAUUUCUUCGACCGUCACCGCCCCAGUUUCGAAGGCAUUUUCCGUUUCUACCAGAGGGGACAUAAAGCUACAGCAGACUACGAGAAUAAGAUGGAGCGCCCCCCGAACGUCCCGGUGGAGAUUUUCUACGCAGAGAUGAAGUUUUUCGACAUCGAUGAAGCCAUUAUCAAACAGUGCCUUGAGGAUGAGUGGUACAGCUUGGAGGAAGAUCCUUACGCUGAUCUACCUACCAUAGAACCACAACGAUCCAUCUGGCUACUCUUUGAUUACCCAGAGAGUUCGGUAGCCGCUAAAGCCAUCGCUGUGAUUUCUGUGAGUAUCAUAUUUGUCUCCAUAGCGGUGUUCUGUGUGGGAACUAUUCCUGGAUUUGACGCUAACCCUCUAGAUUCUGCAAUCUCCUCAAACAACACCAUACUGGACACGCUGAACCGUGCAUAUGAAGACCAACUCUUCUGUGUGGAGACCGUCUGCAUCAUCUGGUUCUGCUUCGAACUGAUCAUUCGAUUCUACGCAAGUCCCAACAAAUGCAGCUUCAUAAAAGACGUCAUGAACAUAUUUGACAUUGUUGCCAUCGUUCCCUUCUUUGUUGACUUCUUUAUGAUAGUUGGUGGUUUUCAGCUUCAGAAAGGUUCCACUGCCUCCGUCUUCGUACGUGUGCUUCGACUCUUUCGCAUCUUUCGGAUCCUCAAACUCUCACGGCAUGUAAAGGGCUGCAGGUACUUGGGAGGUCUCUUAUUGAAAGCGUUGGAUCUUUCAUUCUUCUAAUUUUUCUUCCUUUGUGUCGCAAUGACCCUGUUUGGAAGCAUUUUAUACUUCGCCGAACCAAAUGACACCAACGGCUGGAACAGCAUUCCGGGCACAUUUUGGUAUAUCAUAGUCACUAUGACAACAGUAGGUUACGGCGAUGUCUAUCCGACAAGUUUAGCUGGGAAGCUUAUAGGGGGAGUGACAGUUGUCUGCGGCAUUAUGACACUUUCCC